UUCAACUCUCCCGAUCGGGAGUAUUUUUCGGCAAGAAUCUCAAGAACUUCCAAGUUCUCCUGAGAGAGAGAGAGAGAGAUAAUGGCUGCUAGAGAUCAUGACAAGCAAGAAGGCGGCAGCAGCGGCGGUGGAUUUUUCUCAUCGAUCGCAUCGAGCAUCUCGAAUUUCGGCACUGCAAUGCACAAAUCCGUUAAUGGGUUGCUUGGUUAUGAAGGGUUAGAAGUCAUAAACCCAGAAGGAGGCACGGAAGACGCGGAGGAGGAAGCUCACAGAGGAAGAUGGAAGCAGGAGGAUCGGGAUAGUUACUGGAAGAUGAUGCAAAAGUAUAUAGGGUCAGAUGUUACAUCAAUGGUGACACUUCCAGUCCUCAUUUUUGAGCCAAUGACAAUGAUUCAGAGAAUGGCAGAGUUAAUGGAGUACUCCCACCUGUUAGAUCUGGCGGAUGAAUGUGAGGAUCCCUACAUGCGAUUGGUCUAUGCUACAUCAUGGGCAAUAUCUGUCUACUAUGCCUAUCAAAGAACCUGGAAGCCUUUCAAUCCUAUCCUGGGCGAGACGUAUGAAAUGGUCAAUCAUGGGGGAAUUACAUUCAUUGCAGAGCAGGUGUGUCAUCAUCCUCCUAUGAGUGCGGGGCAUGCCGAAAAUGAUCAUUUUACUUAUGAUGUGACAUCCAAGUUGAAGAGCAAAUUUUUAGGAAAUUCGCUUGAUAUCUAUCCUGUUGGAAGGACAAGGGUAACCCUUAAAAGAGAUGGUGUAGUGUUGGAUUUGGUGCCCCCUCCCACAAAAGCUAACAACCUUAUAUUUGGAAGGACGUGGGUUGAUUCGCCUGGGGAGAUGAUCAUGACAAACUUGACUACAGGGGACAAAGCUGUGCUAUACUUUCAGCCUUGUGGCUGGUUUGGGAAUGGUCGGUAUGAAGUAGAUGGAUAUGUAUAUAAUGCAGCAGAGGAACCUAAGAUUUUGAUAACUGGGAAAUGGAAUGAGUCAAUGAGCUAUCAGCCAUGUGACAUGGAAGGGGAGCCCCUUUCAGGCACCGAAUUGAAAGAGGUAUGGAGAGUCGCUGCUCCUCCAGAAAAUGACAAAUUUCAGUAUACAUAUUUUGCACGCAAAAUAAACAGCUUCGAUACGGCACCCAAGAAGUUAUUAGCAUCAGAUUCCCGUCUGCGGCCUGACCGAUACGCACUGGAGAAGGGUGAUCUUUCUAAAGCUGGUGCUGAGAAGAGCAGUCUGGAGGAGAGACAGAGAGCUGAAAAGCGAGAUAGAGAGGCGAAGGGCCAUCAAUUCACACCCAGAUGGUUCGAUCUAUCCGGCGAAGUUACCCUGACACCUUGGGGUGAAUUGGAAGUAUACCAGUACAACGGUAAAUACACCGAGCAUCGGGCCACAAUCGAUGCCUUAGAUACGGUCGAUGAAGUUGACAUCAAAUCCAUUGAGUUUAACCCAUGGCAGUAUGGUAAUAUAUCUGCAGAAUAAGGUAUUUUGUUUGUAUGCUUGUUUACUUCUGUUUUCCAUCUGAAACAUGCUGGUUGUAUUUUCAGUUACAAAACGUAGAUAUGAUGUGUAAAAAAUAUUAAUUCAAGAGAAUCUGUAGAUGGUAUAUGAUUUCC
Magnolia sinica is the source of this 1604-nucleotide messenger RNA. Its product is annotated as oxysterol-binding protein-related protein 3A-like. Bases 82 to 1470 code for a protein of 462 amino acids. The transcript is spliced from 10 exons. Lineage: Eukaryota; Viridiplantae; Streptophyta; Magnoliopsida; Magnoliales; Magnoliaceae. Gene Ontology annotation, cellular component: cytosol; intracellular membrane-bounded organelle; membrane. The record is from RefSeq and is a predicted model, not a curated record. Gene Ontology annotation, molecular function: sterol binding.